Messenger RNA from Doryrhamphus excisus (bluestripe pipefish), 7897 nucleotides. Its product is annotated as LHFPL tetraspan subfamily member 4 protein-like. Gene Ontology annotation, biological process: gamma-aminobutyric acid receptor clustering; sensory perception of sound. The record is from RefSeq and is a predicted model, not a curated record. Gene Ontology annotation, molecular function: GABA receptor binding. Lineage: Eukaryota; Metazoa; Chordata; Actinopteri; Syngnathiformes; Syngnathidae. Gene Ontology annotation, cellular component: postsynaptic membrane; plasma membrane; inhibitory synapse.
UCGCUGUCAUCAGUACAAACAUCAGCAUCUUCCCGGGGUGCGCGCAGAGGAGCGGGAGGAGGAGGACGGGGGAGAGAGAGAGAGAGAGAAAGAUAGAUAGAGAGGAGAGGACAAAAAAAAAAGACAACAGAGGUGUGAGGGAGGUUAGACGUUGCGUGGAUAAAGGCUCUUUGACGACGAGGAGCAUGGUGAUGGUAGAGGUGAGGCGGUGGAGAAUUGUGGAUUUGCAAGAAAGGACUGCGCGUAUUUGACGCGGAUUGCAUCCAUUCUCGUUUUUUUCUUCUUCUAUCGCUUCUUUUGCACAUCCUGUUUGGACAUCACGGCGAGACAGAGCGGGGGGGAAACCCCACGGAUGCAAGGGAAGGUAAAAAAAAGACCUCCCAUCCAUACCUCCAUCCAUCCCUUCAUCCAGCUCUUAAGGACAUCAUGACAACAUCUCCUGUCUGCUUUAAAUGAAAGCAUCUACUGUGAAAUAAAGAUUUUUUUUUAAAUCAUUCAUAGUGUAGCCCCCCAAGGAAAAGGAGCAAUGUUGAAUCACUUGUCGUGGUGAAUUAUUCAUCAGUACUAUAGGUAGGCUAUGAUUUCUUCAAUGUAGCGUUCAUUUCUUCCAAUGCAAGGCCCCUCAUGCUGAACAACAGCGUGGAUUCCAUGUCAUUUUCUCGGGAGGGUGUCCACAAGCAGAGGACGGGGGUGUAAUCAAAAGAGAUUGUAUUUCUUCUUUAUUUUAAAAAGCAAGAGGAACAAACAUGUUGCCUUCCCAAGAAGCCUCCAAGAUCUACCACGGCAACUACAACUACAAUUACAACCCGCGGGCGGUCGGGGUGCUGUGGGCCAUCUUCACCAUCUGCUUUGCCAUCGUCAACGUGGUGGUCUUCAUCCAGCCCUACUGGAUCGGCGACAGCGUCAACACGCAGCAGGCGGGCUACUUCGGCCUCUUCCACUACUGCGUGGGCACGGGGCCGUCUUCCAGCCGGGAGCUCAUCUGCGUGGGCAGCUUCUCUGACUUCAGCUCCAUACCGUCGGGAGCCUUCAAGGCGGCGUCGGUUUUUGUGCUGCUGUCCAUGGUGCUCAUCAUCGGCUGCAUCGCCUGCAUGGCGCUCUUCUUCUUCUGCAACACCUCGACAGUGUAUAAGACCUGCGCUUGGAUGCAGUUGCUGUGCGGAGUAUGCCUGGUUCUGGGCUGCAUGAUCUUCCCCGACGGGUGGGAUGCAGAAGUGAUCCGGGAUAUGUGUGGGGAGCACACAGGGAAGUACUCCCUAGGCGACUGCUCUGUACGCUGGGCCUACAUGUUGGCCAUCAUGGGCAUCCUCAACGCUCUCGUCCUGUCCUUAAUGGCCUUUGUUCUUGGCAACCGGCAGAACGACUUCUACCUGGACGACCUGCAAACAGACAACAAAGAUUUCGCUGUGUCGAGGAUUGAGGUCCGGGAUAGAAGAGAACCGAGGUACGGUGUACAGCGUCUUCACUGAGGACGUCUUCUGCACUGGACGUCUUCACCUCUUCUCCUUCAUCUUCUUCUACUCCGCCUCCUCUCUUUCUCUCCAAUGAUCAGGAUAUCACCCAAUGUCAAUAGUGACACCAAGUGUACAGGAUUCUGUAAGAUAAACAAAGAAAACAACAACAACAAAUCACUGGGAUAAAUUAUAUUUUGGGGAGAAAAAAAGAAAAAUAGUUGUACAGUGCAUUUAACACUUGACUUUUUCAACAAAUACCUUUAUGAUGUGGGGGAAAAAGUAAAUAUUUAAAGUCUUGAUUUUGUGUGAAAAACUUUUCAGAUUUAUUUUAUGCAUAAUUUUGCUACUUCACUUUUUUUUUUUUUUUUAAAUAUACAUACAUCCUCAGCUGAUCACUGAGAGUCCCUGUCUGGGUUGAAAGUUGCAAUAUGGCCACCAAUGGAUGAUGGAUGAAAGAACAGUACCCCAGCAUAGCAGCUUUACUAACAUCUCUGGGAGAUUCUCUACUGUACAUACUCGACAAUGUAAAUAACAUUACUGCUGACAAAAACAAAAAAAAAACGAAAACAAAACCUCACGCUCAUUUUUUGUGUUUACGUCACUUGAGAAAAAUUGAGGUGUAAAUUGUCUUGCGAUAUUUUGCAAAAACAAAUGUGACUGAGUGGAGUUGUAGUGACGCACACAACACCACGUGCAUCGAUCUGGCUUUUUCCAAUUGGAUCCGUAGAUUUAAAAGAUACUAUAGUCCUCAAGGGGAGGCUAAAAAGUGCUGCAGAUGUCACUUUGGACGCCUCAUUGGACAAGCAACUGUGCCUGCAAGUAUCAUUAAUUAAUACCCAAAAGGAAAACAAAUAAACAAGCUGGUGUCAGCACACUGUAUAAAUAAUGUACCUGCAAGAAUGAACUCUCCGAACCAUGUUGGAUUUAAUGUCAAUACAACCAGUGUAAAGUAGAUGUCAGGGUAGCGCUCUAUAAAUUAGCACUGACUAAAUAAGAGGUAGAGGGAUUUUGAUAAAUAAUGAGACCACUUAUAAGUCAACUUAUAACAGAAUACAUUUUUCCUGCUAUAAAUCGCAGCAAAUUUGGAUUUGACCUAUAAAAUGCAGCAGUACCUGGCCAAACUACAGUUGGAAUUACAUAAUGUAUGAUUCACAACUGUUUAUAACACAUUGACUAUAUAUUUAUAAAGCAUUAAAGACGCUCACAUUGUAAAGAGAUGACAAUUGUUACACCCGCAAACGUAAUAACUGCCCACAAAUGUAAUACAAAUCUGCAGCUUUGAAUGUAAUAAUCUCACAAAUGUAAUAAAUUACCCACAAACAUAAUAAAAUUUGCUUAUUGCAAACGUAAUACUGAAAUUAUUACAUAUGUGGGAAAGUGAAAAAUUAAAUGAAAUGUAAUAACUUCCCACAAAUGUAAUAUGAGACAAAAUAAUGAUCUUUGUGGUUGUUGUUGUUGUCUGUCUUCUUUUAAUGAGGGAGAAGGUGUAGAUGUCAUUUUGAGGAUUUUAACAAGAUAAUUUUUUUUUAUGUGGAAAAAAUAUUAUUAAAAAAGUAUCAUUUGAAUACAUUAAAGGAAUCUUUAAUUAUUAAAUUAUAAUUUAUUUUAAAUUAAAAAAGAUAACAUAAUUGUGAUAAUUGCAAUUGUUUUAAUAAAAUUGUAUUUAAAUUUAUUACUAUUAUUAUAAUUAUUUAUUACUAUUAUUAUUAUUAUUAUUAUUAUUAUAUUUUACACACAUUUAUACACACAAAAUCACACAUACAAUAAUAUACUGCAAACAAAACGCACGUGUACGGCCACAAACAAAAUGUAAUAAUUUCCUGCAAAUUCAGUAUUACGUUUGCAGUGGGCAAAUUUUAUUACAUUUAAUUAUGUAUUUUAUAUUGGAUUAUUACAUUUAAUGCUAUAGAUUUGUAUUAUGUUUGUGGGCAGUUAUUACGUUUGCAGGUGUAACAGACGAUGUUUAUAAAUCAUUCAUUACACAAGGAAGAGGCAAAAGAGUUUACAACAUCAUUGAUAAGCCAUAAAAAGAUAUAAAAGAUAUAUUCAAAUGUAUAAAAAAAAUACAAUUUGGAGUAACAGAAUUCCAUCAGGAUUAGCAGCCUGUUUACAAACGAUAAGUAAAGCCUUUAUAAAGGUAUCCAUAUGGUAAAAUACGAGGUUUGCAGGUUUAUCUAACAGGCAUACCGUAUGUUUAUUUAUGGUACCAAUGGAACAUGAACAUGUUUACUUGUAAACCAGUCCAAAAAGUUCCAAUAUCAGUUUACAUACGUUCACAUUUGUAGUUGGUAAAUAGAAGACGGAUUUGAUUCGUUUUUGGCUGUGCAGUAAAAACGUAUGCAUAGUCACAACUUAACCGAUAACGGUCUGUGUUGCGUUCACACGAAGUCACUUGCAAGCGGACCGAUUCUGAACUAUAUAUAGCGUUCACACCGGACUAAAGGACCCACACAAUAGGAGAAAUAGUUCAAUUCAAAGUAGUCACUCAGUCACAUCCCCGCAUUUUAAACAGUCCAGGUACAGUCAUGAGCAGCUAGCUAGAUGUACUACUACGACUACUACUACCACCACUAGACGUGUUGUUCUUUUUGGAUGCUUGCUAGCUAACUCUCAGGAAGCUGUGUACGCAGCACUGUAUUCAAGUGGGGAGAAAAAUGUUCAUUUGGGUUCGACUACUAUGGGUUUACAAGCUGGGCCUUAAGGCAAUAUGAACAAAAAAAAAAAGCCCUUAUGCUGAAUCUACAGUAUCUCCCAAAUGUGAAUAUAUGCCUCACAUUUUGUGAUGGAUUUUAUCAACAUAAUAUCUUCUCAAAGAAUAAUACUCGAGAAAUUUGGUUGAAAUACUUUAUAGUAGUCAGUGUACAGCUUGCAAAGCAAUGGAGUCAAAUGUGGGGGUACGGUCUGGGCUGCAUGAGUGCCGCCAACACUGGGGAGCUGCGGUCCAUAGAGGGGAAAUAUGCAUUCCAACAUGUACUGUGACAUUGUGAUGUUGUGAUGUUUCCCCACAUGAUGAGUCGGUGAACCACAGCUCCGUAGUGCCAGCAGCACUCAUACCCCCAGACCAUGGCUGUGUUCAAAACCGCAUACUUACUACUACAUACUUCCAUACCCAUACUAUCCGCACAUCAGACAGAAUGCAAAGCGUUUACACUACAGUGUACCUCAUGAUAACCCACAAUGCAUUGCGCUCCUACCUGAGCCGAAAUUGACAGGCUGAAGCUGAUUUCACUUUAGCUCUAAACUCUUUAAAUACAUAAUUUUAUUGAGUUUUUUUUUUUUUUUUUAAAUCAGACGUGAAAGUGUCCGUUUAGAUCCCAAGUGUGCAAUUUAUUUGUCCAAAUACCAACCGUUUACAAUUUUGUUGGGGCAAAUUCGGCAAAAUUUAAGCUAGCCGAAGUGAGCAACGCAAAAUAAAACACCUUAAUUUUCUCUUACAAAAAAAACAUAGUGAUAAAUCACUGCUUUUACUUUGAAAACAAGAAGCGAACCAACUCGCAAUAUUUCCUGCUUGACGCCGCCAUUUGGUCCAUUUUUUUUUCCGCGGCCACGUCACGUCGCGUUGCAUCCUGGGUAAUUUAAGUGUGAGUAGUAAGCUGAUGAUACAUACUCAACAUUUCUACUGCGAAUGCAGUAUGCAUUCGGAAACUUCUCGCAUACUCAAAAAUCGCAUACUGCCAUUGUAGACACACUGCAUACUCAAAGAGUUAGUAUGAGUAGUAUGUAAGUAUGCGGUUUCGAACACAGCCCAUGGCGCAAUCAUCUCGCUACUCACUUGUGUUGCUAGCUAUUUAGGCAAGAACGGCUGUGUGGUUUUCCCCGUUCUUUAGUAAAACAAAGGUACGUUUCAGUAAAAUAUUUAUAUUUUUAGGCAAAAUGUGUAAACAAUAAUGCCACAACAUAAAUAACACCAAAUAAUGGUUGUUGUUGUUGUUAUAGAAAAUAACCUUUUUUUUGCGUGCGUUAAAAUUGCCCUUCAAUGGGUAACCUCCUUUACGCAACACGGCGAAAUGCCUUUUCACUUCCUGGUUGCUGUGUAGUGUGUAUUUCAAUGGGAGAAAUGCAGGCUGAGUUCUUAUAAAAUGCACUUCUGCAGUCGUUUUUUUUUGGGCGGGGGGCUUAAAACUGCAUCAAACAUGCUCUCUUCUAUUGUGGAGUUGCAUCAUCACCUCUUUGUGCCUCUUUGUGCAAAAAAAAAAAAAUUGGUAGCGAAUGAGUUAACUCAUUUUGAGCAGAUACUGCUAUUCAGGCUGUACAUGGACUACUUGAAAGUAUAUCCAGGUUUACUUUCUGUAGUAUUGUCCCUUGAGAGGAUAUAUAGAAAUAGCUAAAAUGUGAGGGGUUGUACUCACUUUUGUGAUAUACCGUACCACAGAUUUUUAGCCUCAUUGACCAUCGCAGUGCCGAGUAUUUUCUUUUUAAAAGCAUGUAAAAUGAUAGAAAUCACUGUUAUGGUAUGUACAGAUAUUGCUGAUUUUUUUUUUUGUUUUGUUUUUAAACAAGUAAUCCACAUGCUGAAAACUAAGCAUGAAGGUUUCCAUCAAUUUGCAUAAAGAAGACGGGACAUAAUGGGAAUAUACUCAAGGGUCCGGAAUGACUUUCAAUUAAAGAAAUCUACAACGGUGAUGGAAAAGAAAAGAGGCCUACAUGUUCCUGUUCGGACUUCCAAGCAUCAUUUGUCCGCACCGGUGUGCUUUUUUCUCCCCCCUCUUUCCUCGAUCCUGAGAACGAGGACUUUUUUUUCCUGAACUAACAACCUUAAAACACGGGGAAGUGACGCUAUCUUAACCCUGAUGAGCACAUCUUUCUACUACUCCAGGUGCCUCUAAGAACUCUAUGAUCCAGAUGUGGUGCAGAACCAGCAAAACAAGUAGUGACACUGUAGGCUUUUUUUUUUUUUUACUAUAAAAUAAACAAAGACUACGACACUCCGACUGAGCUCUUGAAAAGCGACACCAUGAUGCGUUCGGCUGUGGAUUUGAGGUCCAACUAAGAUGUCCCACUUUUGAUUAAGACGGGGUCGAGGGGGGGCAUUCAGCUGCAUUAAAUGACAUGCUGAAUUUACUUUAUUAUCUUGAGUUCAAAGACAAAUAAAGCUUUUCAAUGAUUUCAAUAUCAUGUAUUAAACAUGUUUCGGUGGAAGGGGUGGGGCUAAAUAAUGUCUAGUGAUUUUUUUUUUUAUAGUUGACUUAUGUUCAAUCCUGAAAUGUUGCCAAAAUAUCAUGUGUUAAAAAAAAAUAGAAAUGUUUUAUUUUGUUGGGUUGUUUUGUACAAGAAAAUAAUUGGAUGAGAAUAUUUGAACGUACUGUAAUCUUUAGUUCACUUUCUGUGUAUUUUACUAUAAUGGUUGUUUUGUCACAUCAGAUCAUCUUUUUUUUUUGGAUUGAUUUCACUAACGGAUGAUUGCUUGUUGAAAUAUCAACACCCCCAAAAUGCAUUUAAGGAAAAAAAAAUGAAAAAAAGGUAUAUUUAUGAAUUUCCAAGAAAAAAAAGAUGUUUGUUGCUUUUUAUGAAUGGUUUCUGAUGUCUGAAAGUUUCGAUUCCUUUAUGUGAAUAGUAUUACAGCUCACUAUGAACGUUUCUUUUACUCAAAUGCAUUUUGAGAGGGUUGAAUAAAGAUAUUUUACAACUUAAAAACAACUUGUUUUGUUUAAUUGUGUACUUUGACCUAAAACGACAAAGGUACUAAAGAUUUGAAGGCCAAUAGAAAAAGGGCUUAAAUGUAAUUGGGGGGGAAAACAAGGAAAAUAAUCAAAGAUGUCCAUGGAAAAAGUUUUGUCUCACUGGAAUACAAACAAAUAUACAAACAAAACUUACUUCAAACUGGACAGUCACCCUAAACUCAAAAAUAAUGUGUAUUUCGGAAUACAUUUGUAUGUAUUAUUUGUAUGUAUUUCAGCAAUGGAGAAGGACCAAUAUGGCAGCCACUGCUGUGUUACAUAUUAUUUGAUACACAAGAAAAAUAAGUAUAUGUUUUAGAAAAAGUAUCAUUGUUUUCUUAAUGAAAAAGUGCAGAAACAAACCACCACAUAAAAUGAAUAAAUAAGCUGAAAUAAAGUAAGGCUACACGGUGGACAAGCGGUUAGCUCGCAGGUCUCACAGCUAGGAGACCCAAGUUCAAUUCCACCCUCGGCCAUCUCUGUGUGGAUGUGUGGGUUUUCUCUGGGUACUCCGGUUUCCUCCCACAUUCCAAAAACAUGCUAGGUUAAUUGGCGACUCCAAAUUGUCCUUAGGUAUGAAUGUGAGUGUGAAUGGUUGUUUGUCUAUAUGUGCCCUGUGAUUGGCUGGCCACCAGUCCAGGGUGUACCCCGCCUCUCACCUGAAGACAGCUGGGAUAGGCUCCAGCACCUUCCACAACCCUUGUGUGGAUAAGCAGUAGAAAAUGAAUGAAUGACUUUCUCAAUACAGUUUUACUAGGUACUACUACUAUAAACGAGUAUAAACAU